UCGGACGAGUUGAACGCGGCGGCGGGCGGGUACACCGGCUCGCCGUGGCCGCCGCUCGAGCUCGACCCCGUGGGAUGGGGCCGCAAGCUGUACCCGUCUGGAGCGCCGAGAUCAUCAGGUGGUCUGAUGUUUGGCCUUCACCACCAGGAGGCGGCGGGGGUUCACGCUCAGCCGCGAGGACCCGUCACGUCUCUGAAAGAAGAGCCUCUCACACGAGCUUGGAUGACUCCCACUUCUUUAGUUGACAAUACCAACAGCGUGGGCGUAGGGCGCGCCCACUUCGAGAAGCAGCCGCCCAGCAAUCUGCGCAAGAGCAACUUCUUCCACUUUGUCGUAGCACUCUACGAUCGCGCCGGUCAGCCGGUAGAAAUAGAAAGGACCGCGUUCAUAGGCUUCAUUGAGAAAGAUCAGGAAGCUGAAGGUCAAAAAACAAACAAUGGUAUUCAAUAUCGACUACAAUUGCUUUAUGCAAACGGUAUACGGCAAGAACAGGACAUCUUCGUUCGAUUAAUAGACUCUGUUACGAAACAGCCCAUCGUCUACGAAGGUCAGGAUAAGAACCCGGAAAUGUGCAGAGUGUUGCUCACACACGAAGUUAUGUGCAGUCGAUGUUGUGAUAAGAAAAGUUGCGGCAACAGAAAUGAAACUCCAUCGGAUCCUGUCAUUAUAGAUCGAUUUUUUCUAAAAUUCUUCCUGAAAUGCAAUCAAAAUUGUUUGAAAAACGCCGGCAACCCGCGCGAUAUGAGAAGGUUUCAAGUGGUGAUAUCAACGCAAGUCAUGGUGGACGGUCCACUGCUGGCGAUAUCGGAUAACAUGUUCGUCCACAACAACAGUAAACACGGGAGACGAGCGAAGCGACUCGAUCCGUCUGAAGGUACUGACGCCGCGCCCGAGCCUAAUUCGGGGCUAUACCCACCGUUGCCUGUAGCAACGCCAUGCAUCAAAGCAAUAUCUCCGAGCGAAGGCUGGACGUCAGGGGGUUCUACGGUCAUAAUAGUAGGGGAUAACUUUUUCGAUGGUCUCCAAGUCGUGUUCGGAACUAUGUUAGUUUGGAGCGAGCUUAUAACGUCACACGCGAUCAGAGUACAAACUCCACCACGACACAUACCCGGCGUCGUGGAAGUUACUCUUUCGUACAAGAGCAAGCAGUUCUGUAAGGGAGCACCUGGAAGAUUUGUUUAUGUUUCAGCUCUCAACGAGCCGACAAUAGAUUACGGAUUCCAGAGACUACAGAAACUUAUACCGAGACAUCCGGGUGAUCCUGAAAAACUGCCCAAGGAAAUAAUACUGAAGCGAGCGGCAGAUUUAGCGGAGGCUUUGUAUUCUAUGCCUCGUAACAACCAACUGGGCCUUGGGGCGCCGCGCUCGCCGCCCGCCAGUAUGCCGUUCAACUCUUACACGGGGCAGCUGGCUGUCAGUGUACAGGACACUGCCGCAUCGCAGUGGACUGAAGAGGAGUACGCGCGCAGCGGCGGCUCGGUGUCGCCGCGCUACUGCUCGGCCGCGUCCACGCCGCACGCCGCCUACGCGCCGCAGCACUACCCCGCGCCGCCCUCCUCGCUCUUCAACUCCUCCUCGCUGUCUCUAGGACCGUACCAUCCGGCGAACAUGAACGGACAUAUAUCCUCCGAACACUAUAGCACGUAUAGCACGAAAGAUAGCGAGUAUUACGCUGAAAGAAAUGGCCAGUGUAAGAAUGAAUGUCCUGUAAACACUCAUACGAAAUGCAGUGACGGGCUUGGCAAAGGGAAGGCUAGAAGUGCGUUCGCAGUCGUCAGAAAUAGUCCACCGCGUAAUUUACAACAUCAAAAUUGGCAACAUCUCGCCGUCCAGUGAAUGAGCGGUCUGGUGUCGUCGCCGUUUAGCGUCAACCCGUUCUCGCUGCCCACGUGUAGCGCGCAACAAUACGCACAGACCGCCCCGCUCGCUUCCAAGUAACGAUUUUUUUACGUUGAGUAAUUAACUUGCUAUACUAUAAGAAAUU
Molecule: messenger RNA, 1984 nt
Organism: Vanessa tameamea
Lineage: Eukaryota; Metazoa; Arthropoda; Insecta; Lepidoptera; Nymphalidae
Gene: kn
Product: transcription factor collier
Exons: 16
Coding region: 127-1836 (569 amino acids)
Biological process (GO): regulation of transcription by RNA polymerase II
Molecular function (GO): RNA polymerase II cis-regulatory region sequence-specific DNA binding; DNA-binding transcription factor activity, RNA polymerase II-specific
Source: RefSeq, a predicted model, not a curated record